AUGGAUGUAUCAUAAAAGUAAUAAAAUUUAAAUUCGAAAAUUGUGAAGGAAUUUCAAACUAAAAUAGCAAAUUUUACAUUCAUUUUUAAAUAGCUCAAAGAUAGCUUAUUAACAAUUUACACUAAAUUCUCUUCAUAGUUAGAAUAAUUUAGUUCAUAAUUAUAUGAAUAUGAAAAUAUUAUACCUAAACAGAAUGUAGACAUUACCCAUGAUUUUACAAUAAAAACAAUUAAAAAUAAGAGCAAAUAGUUGUCAACCUAAAAUAAACUCUUAAGUAGAUAAAAAAUAAAUAUUGAAUUAACUAAAAAAUGUUUCUUUCCAAGAGUUUCAGAAUAAAACUCAAAACCUAUUAGAUUGAAUUUAAUUAGCUAUUGGAAGGCUGAGUCUUAGUAAGUAAUUGAGAAAUAACUUUUUGAGGAGCUCAAAAUUUGCUAAAGCCCAUAAAAUUAUGAUUGGAGAUGCAAAAAGCAUGAUAAAGAUAUACUCAUUGUAAGAUAGAGAAUCAUAUAAUCAAAUCAUUUACUAAAAUGA
Messenger RNA from Paramecium octaurelia, 531 nucleotides. The record is from the annotation of a GenBank genome assembly. Lineage: Eukaryota; Ciliophora; Oligohymenophorea; Peniculida; Parameciidae.